GUCCAUAUUCUUUUUAAGGUCACCCCGGUUAGACCGGAUAAACAUGCCUAGACUAUACAUAGCCACUCUGCCAGUAUUCACGUCGUGGCUAGGCUCAAGAAAAUACCCCACACUAGUGUAUACCUAUGUUAGGGCAACACGGAGUCUUCCGGCACUACCGAGAUAUGGAGACCGGAGAAGGAUGCGCUAAGGAAAAUACAAUAUCCACCGAUGGAAGUGCAGUCCUAUGUAACACAUCUCUACAUUCCCAACCCCAUUUUCAUAGCCUCAACCCUCACAACAUGACCCUACCCAUACAAUCAGAGUAUAUAACCGCUUUUCUUUGUGGCCUACUCGUUUUCAACAUCCUCCUCCUCAUAGCAACCUUCGCCACAAUUCCGGCAAUCCUGGAUAGUCCCCUCCUCGGGCCACUGUAUGCGCUAUGUCUGCAACUUGUUGUGGCUAUCUUUGCAGUUCGGUUGUUUUAUCAAGCCACGAAUCAGAUGUUUGAAUUGAGGAACAAAAAGACCAUCGUUUUGAUAUUGGUAUAUGGUGUUUUUCCUUUGCCGAUUAUGGUGAUUAAGGUCACUGGCGGAUUGCUUUCGAUGGUGUGCGGGUGUCGGUGUUAGAGUGCAGAAGUAUGAUGUGUAUCCUUUCUGACUCUCGAGAGAAUUUGUGUUUCACAAGUGGUAAUGUAUAAAAUGAAGUUGCCAUCAUCACAAAAGCAGCAACUGAUCCAUCGGGGUAUAUAUAUACAGACA
Messenger RNA from Aspergillus ruber CBS 135680, 740 nucleotides. RefSeq lists its product as uncharacterized. NCBI's taxonomy places the organism in Eukaryota, Fungi, Ascomycota, Eurotiomycetes, Eurotiales, Aspergillaceae. The record is from RefSeq and is a predicted model, not a curated record. Bases 282 to 608 code for a protein of 108 amino acids. The transcript has a single exon.